This is a messenger RNA of Nicotiana attenuata, 1847 nucleotides long. RefSeq names its product polygalacturonase At1g48100. Gene Ontology annotation, biological process: carbohydrate metabolic process. The record is from RefSeq and is a predicted model, not a curated record. The transcript has 6 exons. The coding region runs from base 262 to 1656 and encodes 464 amino acids. Gene Ontology annotation, molecular function: polygalacturonase activity. NCBI's taxonomy places the organism in Eukaryota, Viridiplantae, Streptophyta, Magnoliopsida, Solanales, Solanaceae.
UCAACAGCAGCAAACUGAACUACUUGCAUAGUCUUUCAACUUGUUUACAAGUACUCUUUUUUUGGUGGUGGUCACAUAAUACAACUUCAUUUUUGUUCUUUUUUGGUGGUGGUCACAUGAAAUAGACAUAAAUUAUUCUCAUAGGACUUAGUAUUAGCCAGAGUCUACUAAAACAAGUAGCCAAAUUGUUUUCCUUCACUUCCUUUUUUGGUUCUAUAAAUUCUUUGUUUUAAUUAACAUCCUAAGAACUAGACACAAAUUAUGGACUUUACUAAGAUUUUCUUCUUGAUUUUUCAUUUUAUCUUGUUUUCCUUUGUUUGUUCAGUUCAUGGUAGGCUUUAUGACUACCCGUACGUGCCCCGUUUUCGUGCAUUGUCACAAAUUUCAUUGCCACCUUCCCCUGCACCUGAGGGUGCACCAAACACUAACAAUGGUAAGAAUUCAAAUGAUUCUGCAGCCAUUUUCAAUGUGUUAUCUUAUGGUGCUGUUGGUGAUGGUGUAAACGACGAUACACAAGCGUUUAAAAUGGCGUGGGAUGCUGCUUGUCAAGUUGAUUCAGCCAUUGUACUAGUUCCCUAUCACUAUUCUUUCAUGAUUCAAUCCACAAUCUUCACUGGUCCUUGUAAAAGUGGACUAGUUUUUCAGAUUGAAGGAACUAUUAUGCCACCAGAUGGACCUGAUUCAUGGCCAAAAAAUGUCAGUAAAAGACAAUGGUUAGUCUUUUACAGAAUUGAUGGAAUGUCAAUGCAAGGUGGUGGACUUCUAGAUGGCAAAGGUGAAAAAUGGUGGAAUCUUCCUUGCAAACCUCACAAAGGAAUAAAUGGAACAACUGUAGCUGGUCCUUGUGACAGCCCUGUGGCUAUAAGGUUUUUCAUGAGCUCAAAUUUGACAGUGCAAGGACUUAAAAUCAAGAACAGUCCAUUGUUCCAUUUGAGAUUUGACAGUUGCCAUGAUGUUCACAUUGAUUCACUUUACAUUAAAGCACCAUCUCAGAGCCCCAAUACUGAUGGAAUUCACAUAGAGAAUACAAAUGAUGUCACUAUACAAAAUUCAAUAAUCUACAAUGGUGAUGACUGUAUUUCAAUUGGAGCUGGUUGUUUCAAUGUUGAUAUAAGGAACAUGACCUGUGGUCCUAGUCAUGGAAUAAGUAUUGGCAGCCUAGGCAUUCGCAAUUCGCGGGCAUGUGUAUCGAACAUUACAGUUACAGAUUCAACUAUUAAGCAUUCAGACAAUGGUGUUAGGAUCAAGACAUGGCAAGGUGGAUUUGGUGCAGUAUCAAAGGUUACUUUCAACAACAUUAAAAUGGAAAAUGUCCGAAAUCCGAUAAUAUUAGAUCAAUACUACUGCAACAACAACAACAAGAGCUGUGCAAAUCAAACAUCAGCAGUGUAUAUUUCUGAUGUGAUUUAUUCAAACAUAAAAGGAACUUAUGAUGUGAGAAGUCCACCAAUGCGUUUGGCUUGUAGUGACAGCGUCCCAUGCACAAAUUUGACUUUUGUAGAUGUGGAAUUAUAUCCAGCUCAAGGACAGAAAAUUAUAGAACCAUAUUGUUGGAAUGCAUAUGGAGAUCUUAGGAGUUUUACAAUUCCACCAGUUUUUUGCCUGUUGGAAGGCAAACCUCAGUCAUUGCCAAGUAAUGAUGUUGGUCAGUGUUGAUAGAUUUAAAUGCUAAGAAUAGAAAGUUGUAAAAGAUGUAUUAUGGUUGCAUAGAAAAAGAUACUAGUAUGAUAAUCAAAGUAUGUAUUAAAGUUUUAGUUCUACUAAUAUUGUUGCAGAGGGACUAAAAACUAAAGUGUAAGCAUGUAUCCCUUUUGUUAAUGAUAUAAAUAUCUUUUAAACCGUGGUAA